AUGAUUGGCAUGAUUUUGGAUGAAGCGAUCCUUGCCAACGGCGGAGAUCAGCAGGACUUGCUGCUAUGCCAACUUAGCGAAAGCAGCACCCUGCUUGCUCAACUCGGCAUUCUCGUCUCUGAAGGACUCGACCGGCUCAUGCAAAACCAAGGUCCAAAGAAGUACGUCGUUGUCGCCACGGGAACGGAAACGCAUGAAUUCCGUGUUGAAAGAUGA
Messenger RNA from Cooperia oncophora, 216 nucleotides. Lineage: Eukaryota; Metazoa; Nematoda; Chromadorea; Rhabditida; Trichostrongylidae. The record is from the annotation of a GenBank genome assembly.